Molecule: messenger RNA, 6977 nt
Organism: Eublepharis macularius
Lineage: Eukaryota; Metazoa; Chordata; Lepidosauria; Squamata; Eublepharidae
Exons: 15
Coding region: 71-6385 (2104 amino acids)
Biological process (GO): regulation of DNA-templated transcription
Source: RefSeq, a predicted model, not a curated record
CGGACUGAGGCUGGAGGCGGACUGGGGGAUGCCUGGAAGGGGAGAAGCCGAAUCUAGAACAUUGUAAAUCAUGGCCACAGUUUUCCAUCGGAACAGUAUCACAGAGCGAUCACCCCAUAUGAAAACGGAGGGGCAAAGCACCACAGCAGGGGAGGCACCAGAGGAGAUAGCAAAAUCUCUUCACCUCCUCCAGGACGGGAGCGUCGGGAAAUUCCUUCAGAGGAGACCAGGAGUUCAGGCGCAUCAGGAAGCAGAGGACGGUUCCCUUUCCCUUGCGCAGUGGGAAGCCCAGUGGCAGGAGUUCCUCAGGACAAUGGAAAACCCUCACUCUGGAUGGGGAAUCCCACAUUUGUCGGGUAAGCCAUCACCCUGGGAGGAUGCCAAGGCUUUCCUGGCCUCCUUCGAGCAAGUGGCUGAAGCCUGUCAGUGGCGCAAGGAAGAGUGGGUGACCCGACUCCGGCCAGCCCUCAGCGGAGAAGCCCAAGAGGCCUUUAACGGUCUGCAUCUCAGAGACAGAGAGGAUUAUGGGAAGGUGAAGGCAGCCAUCUUGCGAGCUGAUGCCAUGAGCCAGGAGAAGCAGCGUCAGCAGUUCAGGCAUUACUGUUACCAGGGGGCCGAGGGGCCACGGGGGGCUUACAGCCAACUCCGGGAAAUGUGCCGAGGGUGGCUGAGAGUGGAGAAGCACAGCAAGGAGCAGAUCCUGGAGCUCUUGAUCCUUGAGCAGCUGCUGUCCAUCCUACCCCCAGAGAUCCAGAGCUGGGUGAGGGAAAACGAUCCCGAGAAUUGCUCUCAGGCAGUGGCCCUGGCCGAGGAGUUCCUCUUAAGGCAGGAGAAGCAGGUGCUCUUGGAGGACGCAUCUGGGAGUGUCUCCGAGCCAGGACAAGAUCUGCCUGAGAGCAAGCGGAGGCAGAUGUUGAUUGGCAUCAAGGAAGAAGAGGACAGAGAGGCCAGUCUGCUGGCAGGAGAUGUAGAGGAGACGGCCAGGGAAUUCCAGGGGUUCUCACUGGAAAAAGCCAAGAGUGAAGAGGCUGAACAAAUUUUUAGGGAUCAAGACAGACCAGAGAAGAAGGAAGGAAGUCAUGCAGAAAAGAUGAGGGAAAACCUCAUUCCUUCCAAAGGAGAAGGCUUGCAUGAAAUUCCAGUCCAAGAAGAAAGCUCAGCCCAAGAAAGAAGGAACAAAGGCCUCUGUGUUAACCAGAGGAUUCAGUCCAGGAAAAAUGAAAAUGAAAGUGUGGCAUUUGGAAGUACCUUCAGUCAGAGCAUAAAUAUUAUUUUCCAGGAAAAAGUUUACUCAGGAGAGGAAGCAUAUAAUUACUUGGAAAGUGGAAAGACCCUUACUUCCCAGCAAAGAUUUCAUUCAGGGGUUGAUCAGGAGAAUGAGGAGGACAAGGAACAGCAUCAGGUAUCACCAGACGAAGCCAAGAACGAAGAGCUGAAAGGAAGUUUCAUGACUCACAGUGGACCCAAGAAGCAGAAAGGAAGCCAGAUGGUGGAGAAGAGGGACAAACCCAUUGCUUGCCAAGGAGGGAAUUUACAUGAAGUAAUUUACAUGUAUGAGUGCUUGGAGUGUGGAAUUAACUUUUCAGAUCAAGCCCAUUAUAAUAUCCAUUUGCAAAAGCACAGUGGAAGGAAGACCCGUCAAUACUCAGAGUGGGGAAGGAGCUUCAUUCGCACAUCAGAGCUCCUUAGACAUGAAAGAAUCCAUACAGGAGAGAAACCACACAGCUGCUCUGACUGUGGGAAGAGUUUCUUACAGAAAGCAAACCUUAUUCAGCAUCAAAGGAUUCAUUCAGGAGGGAAGCCACUGAUUUGUUCAAAGGCGGGAAAUACUUUCUCUGAUGGAAAAAAGGCCACUGUACACUUUCCCAAGUGUACUGUGAUAAAGCCACAAAAAUGUUUUCCAUGUGGAAAGUGUUUCAGAUACAAAUCAGAGCUUCUUGCACACCAACGAACCCACUCAGGGGAGAAACCUUUUGAAUGUUCAGUGUGUGGAAAUAAAUUCAGUAGGAGUUUCUGUCUUCAACAGCAUCAGAGAAUCCAUACAGGAGAGAAACCAUUCGAAUGCUCAGAGUGUGGAGAGAAAUUCAAUCGGCGUUGCCAUCUUCAACAGCAUCUAAGAACCCACACGAGAGAGAAACCUUUUGAAUGCUUACAGUGUGGAAAGAAAUUUAGUCAGAGUUGCCAUCUUCAACAGCAUCUAAUAACCCACACAGGGGAGAAACCUUUUGCAUGCUCUGAAUGUGGAAAGAGUUUCAAUAGGAGUUUCAGUCUUCUACAGCAUCAAAGAACCCACACAGGGGAGAAACCUUUUGAAUGCCCAGAGUGUGGAAAGAGCUUCAACUGGAGUGGUGCUCUUCAACGGCAUCAAAGAACCCACACAGGAGAGAAACCUUUUGAAUGCUUAAUAUGUGGAAAGAAAUUCAGUCAGAAAUCCAUCCUUCAGCGGCAUCAGAGUAUCCACAUAAGGGGAAACCAUGCAACCUGCUGCUCUGAUGGCUCCUUCUAUAAAGUGGCAUCCUUGGUGAUGUACCCGUUUGUGGUGGUGUCGCACCAAGAGGACAGUCACAUGAUGUCGAGCUGGAAGAAUGAUUGGAUUCGCUACUGCAGGGGCCACAUCAGCCGCCCUGAGGCGCCCUCCUACCCGAAGCAGACCAUCAUCAUCAAGGUGACCAGCAGGGUAGACCUUGGCGAGACAUAUGUGAUGGCAGGAGCGGUCGCUUUUCCCAUUGCCGCAAACUUGAGUACAGUGGGCCGCGACAACCUUGUCUUGGCCCGAUGCGUCCUCUUGGCCUGUGGCUGUAGAUGUGGGCGCCGCUUCCAUGUCAGGAUCUGGAUGCAUGGCAGUCGGGGUGGGAUUUUGCUGGAGCGUUUGAGACUCCCCGUCUUCAGCACAGAGACCGCUGCCUUGGGCUUGGUGUCUCGUAGAGAUUGGCGAAACGCUCUCCCACUCUCCAUCAACGGGAACCUCUGGGACAUCUCCAGGAUUGAAUCAUGGCUUUGGGAGGGAGAGGAGGCCAGGGAAGCAUCCAUGCCACUGACCCGCCCCCCAGGAUCGUGGCUUUGGUGGGGAGAGGAGGCCAGCGAUUGGGGCGCUGCUGGCAAGGAGCAUGAGGGGGGCGGCUCCAGGCUCCUCCUCCAGGCAGCCACCCCGAUCGGGAGCUGCGGGUGGGAGGCGCACGGGAGCUGGCGGUUUGAGGCUGCUCUGCCCGGCAGCCGCCCCAUCAGGGCGCUGUGGGUGGGAGGCGAAUGGGGGCGGCCCCUCCAGGCUUCUCCGCCCGGUAGCCACCUCGAUGGGGGCCUUGCGGCCGGGGAGCGUGAGGAGGCGGCGCUCCAGGCUCCUCCGCCGGGCAGGCACCCCAAUGGGGUCGCUGGGGGCAGGAGGCGCAGGGGGACUGGCAGUUUGAAGCUGCUCUGCCCGGCAGCCAUCCCGAUCGGGUCGAUGCUGGCAGGAGACGCACGGGGGCCAGUGGUUCCAGGCUCCUCCGCCCGGCAGCCACCCCAGUCGGGGCGCUGCAGGCGGGAGAUGCACGGGGCCAGCAGCUCUAGGCUCCUCUGCCUAGUAGCCACUCAGAUCGGGUCGCUGCUGGCGGGAGACGCACGGGCCAGCAGCUCCAGGCGGUUCAAGGCUGCUCCGCCCAGCAGCCACCCCAUCAGGCCGUCAGGGCGUUGUAGCCGGGAGCGGUCUGUUCAGCAGGUGUCUCCUGCAGGGGGCCCUCAUAAGAACCUGCCCCACACAGGGACAGAAGUGCCACGAAACCUUCUCUUACCCAAGCCUUUGGGGGAGAGACACCGGCGGGGAGAGAUGGAGCUCAGCGGGGCCUCUCCUCUCCCGCGGCUUCCUCGGAUGCAGGGAGACUUCGGCUUUGGCCCGUCUGCGGGUGAGACCUCCGCAGUGUCCUUUGAGGAGGUGGCCGUGUUCUUCACGGAGGAGGAGUGGGCUCUGCUCAAUCCAGGCCAAAGACAACUCUACUGGGAAGUGAUGCAGGACAAUUACGAGACCGUGGCCUCUCUGGCUGCAGAUGUAAGGGAGAUGGCAAGUGAGAAGGAACCAGGAAGGGCAAUUUUGGAAAGAGACAAAAAUCUGGAGGGAGAAUCAAAACCUGGGGAUCAAGUGGCACCAAAGAGGCAGCAGAGAAGCAAAAGGGAAGCAAAACAGAAGCAGAGAAGGAAAUUGCUUGCCCAUCAGAGCAGGAAGAUACCUGUGAUCCCAGGCCAAGAUGAAAUGCAGAAGAGAAAGAGAAGGCAUAAGGGUCCCAUGAACAUCAAAGCGUUGAGAAUCAAACUCAAAGUAAAAAUAUGCCAGGACAUUGCAACACACUGGAAAACACGCUUGGAGUGUGGAAACACCUUCUUUCAGAAUAGUAAGUUGGCUAAACAUCAGAGGGUGCACACAGGGGAGAAGCCUCACAAAUGCUUGGAGUGUGGGAGGAGCUUCUGUCAAAAUGGAACCCUAACUAUACAUCAAAACGGUCACAGAGGGAAAAAGCCAUACAAAUGCUUUGAAUGUGGGAAGAGCUUCUAUCUGAAUUCCCUUCUAGCUAGUCAUCAAAAGAUUCACAUGAGGGAGAAGGCUUAUAAAUACUUGAAGUGGGGGAAGAGGUUCUCUCUGAACCGGAACCUAAGUAGUCAUCAAAAUGUUCUCACAGGAGAGAAGCCUUAUAAAUGCUUGAUCUGUGGGGACAGUUUCUACCAGAAUGGCCACCUAACUGCACAUCAAAAGGUUCACAUAUGGAAGAAGCCAGGUAAAUUCUUAGAAUGUAGAAAGAACUUCUAUCAGAAUUGCCAUCUAACUAGUCAUCAAAAGGUUCUCAGAAGCAAGAAGCCUUAUAAAUGCUUGGUGUGUGGGAAGAGCUUCUCUCACAGUGGCCAUUUAAACAGACAUCAAAAGGUUCACACAGGGGAGAAGCCAUAUAAAUGCUUGGAGUGUGGGAAGAGCUUCACUCGGAAUUGCUCCUUAACUGUACAUCAAAAUGUUCACACAGGGGAGAAGCCAUAUAAAUGCUUGGAAUGUGGGAAGAGCUUCUCUCAAAAUAGUAACCUAAGUACACAUCAAAAGGUCCACACAGGAGAGAAGCCAUAUAAAUGCAUGGAGUGUGGGAAUAGUUUCUUUAAUGGUGGUGACCUCAUUAAACAUCACAGGAUUCACACUGGGGAGAAGCCAUAUAAAUGCUUGGACUGUGGGAAUGGCUUUGCUCGUAAAGGCACCCUAACUAGACAUCAAAGGAUUCACACAGGGGAGAAGCCAUAUAAAUGCUUAGAGUGUGGGAAAAGCUUCUCUCGGAAUAAUUUCCUGACUACCCACCAGAGGAUACAUAGAGGGGAGAAGCCAUAUAAAUGCUUGGAGUGUGGGAAGAGCUUCUCUCUGAACAGCCACCUAAAAAGACAUCACAGGGUUCACACAGGGGAGAAGCCAUAUAAAUGCUUGGAGUGUGGGAAGAGCUUCUCUCAGAAUGGUUCCCUAACUAGCCAUCAAAGGAUUCACACAGGAGAGAAGCCACAUAAAUGCUUGGAGUGUGGAAAGACCUUCUUUCAGAAUAGCAAGCUGACUAAACAUUGGAGGAUACACACAGGGGACAAGCCAUAUAAAUGCUUGGAGUGUGGGAAAACCUUCUCUCAGAAUGGCUCCCUAACUAGCCAUCAAAGGAUUCACACAGGAGAGAAACCAUAUAAAUGCUUGGAGUGUGGGAAGAGCUUCUCCCAUGGUGGUGACCUCACUAAACAUCAAAAGAUUCACACAGGGGAAAAGCCAUAUAAAUGCUUGGAGUGUGGGAAGAGCUUCUGUCUGAACAGCCACCUAAAAAGACAUCACAGGGUUCACACAGAGGAGAAGCCAUAUAAAUGCUUGGAAUGUGGGAAGUGCUUCUCUCAGAAUGGCUCCCUAACUAGUCAUCAAAGGGUUCACACAGGGGAGAAGCCAUAUAAAUGCUUGGAGUGUGGGAAGAGCUUCUCUCAGAAUGGUUCCCUAACUAGCCAUCAAAGGAUUCACACAGGAGAGAAACCAUAUAAAUGCUUGGAGUGUGGGAAGAGCUUCUCCCAUGUUGGUGGCCUCACUAAACAUCAAAAGAUUCACACAGGGGAGAAGCCAUAUAAAUGCUGGAAAUGUGGGAAGAGCUUUUCUCGGAAUUACUACCUAACUAGCCAUCAAAAGGUUCACACGGGGGAGAAGCCAUAUAAAUGCUUGGAGUGUGGGAAGAGCUUUUCUCGGAAUUACCACCUAACUAGCCACCAAAGGCUUCACACAGGAGAGAAGCCAUAUAAAUGCUUUGAGUGUGGGAAGAGCUUUUCUCAUGGUGGUGACCUCACUAAACAUCAAAAGAUUGUCACAGGGGAGAAGCCGUCUAAAUGCUGGAGUGUGGGAAGAGAUGUUUUCAGAAUUAUCACCUAACUAGCCAUCAAAAGGCUUACAUGGGGGAGUAGCCAUAUAAAUACUUGGAGUGUGGGAAGAGCUCCUCUCAGAAUGGCUCCCUAACUAGCCACCAGAGAGUUCACACGGGGAGAAGCCAUAUAAAUGAAUGGAGUGUGGGAAGAGCUUCUCUCAGAAUGGCCCCCUAAGUAGCCAUCAAAAGGUUCACAUGGGGAGAAGCCAUAUAAGAGAUUCUCUAGGAAUGGUGCCAUAAUUAGACAUCAAAAGGUUCACAUGGGAGAGAAGCCAUAUAAAUGCUUGGAGUAUCAGAUGAGGUUCUCUUGGAAUGAUGCCCUAACUAGACAUCAAAAUGUUCACUUGAGGGAGAAGCUAUAUGAAUGCUAGCAAAUAAAGUAUAAUUUAUCUACUACUGUCCACUACUUUUAAUUGGUUGUCAAAAGAUAAAAGGAAGAUCUGUGUUUUACAACCGGCUUUCAAACUACAAUAAAAUUCAUACACAGUUCACUAGAACAUGCAUAUAGUUAAAGAGUAUAGUAACAUUUUUUGAGUAUAUUGGUUAUCUGACUAUGUGACAGGAAGGGUGAUGCUAACCAUUUUUCGUGAACUUUGUGUG